This is a messenger RNA of Raphanus sativus (radish), 593 nucleotides long. RefSeq lists its product as uncharacterized. The coding region runs from base 84 to 491 and encodes 135 amino acids. The transcript is spliced from 2 exons. The record is from RefSeq and is a predicted model, not a curated record. NCBI's taxonomy places the organism in Eukaryota, Viridiplantae, Streptophyta, Magnoliopsida, Brassicales, Brassicaceae.
UUUCUCUCCCCCAUUGCUUCACUAGUAUUUUCUCACUUCCUUCAAACUCUCUCUCUCUCUAGAAACCGUAAUCUCUUCAGACGAUGGCUGUUCCGGUUGUCGAUCUCCUCAACAACUCCGAUUCAUCAUCCGACGAAGACUUCAGCGAAGACUCCGAAAACUCUUAUUCAUCGGAGGACGAAUCCAUGGAAGACGAACCGUCCGAGUCGGAAAUCACCACUGCAACAGAAACCGAGACGAAGGAGGAGGAGGAGGAAGAAGAGGAGUUUUGGAUAAAGUAUCCUUAUUUGAAGAGUUUUCUGAGCACCAUUGUUGCUCAAGGUUUGAUUCCAGAGUACUAUGUUUACGAGAGAGCCAAGCUUAUCGGGGAAGAGAAGGCCAAAGAGCUGAACGAAAGAGGCGAGGCUUUGUUUCUCAAGGAACUUGAAGCUUGCAAGGACAAGUGCGAGCUCGUUGCCUCUGCCAUCAUCGCUAUGAAGUCCGUUAAAUGAUUUUUUUUUGUUUCUUGAAAUCGUUGGGAACUUUUGUUUAUGAUAUUGUGGAUUGCUUUUGUACUCACUCAAAGUGGCUUAUGAUAAAAUCGUUUUCUUUUA